UGCCAAUUCCAUUUGUACCAAUGCUUUAGGUCAACUUCUGCAUAUGCAUAUUGAUGAUUCAUCCAUUAUGACCCAUACCUUUCCCUUUAUGCAAAACCAAAACCCAAACUUAACGCAACAGCUUUUGCCUUCAAAGCAACAACCUCUCUUAUCUUCUAUAUUCUCUUGGUCUCGUUUCUUCUUCUGCAAUCACUUUCCCUUACCCUCCCUCUGUUUUCCCCCAUAAUCAUCUUCAUUACAGCAAUCCCAACGAUAAAACGACAAAGUCUCAUUAGUUGCAACAUCCCCUAACCAAAUACACCACAAUUUCUCCCUUCCCCAAACCUAACCUUAUCACAGUACAUCAAUCAUGUUUUAUUUGUCAUCUCCCUCGUUUCUAUAAAUACCAUUUUUCAUUUCAAUUAAAUCACUAUCCCAAUUUUUUCUUAUUGUUGCGUCUUUUUUUUCUUCUAAUUCCCUUCAUUUUCUUUUUAUCGAAAAUGAACACCAUGAGAGGACCGGGAGAUCAGCAAUCUAGGGUUUUCUGUGAGCUGUCGGCUCUGGUCUUCAACCUCCUCCGCUCUCCGCCGCUCAUGCCGGACUCUCCGCCCAGGCGCUCAACGGCGGGGGCUCAGAUAACGCCGGCAGGGUUCGCAUCGCUGCUUCUGGGGAUUUCGGUGGCUCUCAUGCUCUGCGGAUCGGUUACUUUUUUCAUCGGGUUUAUGCUGAUGCCUUGGGUUCUCGGAUUGAUGAUGGUGUUCUACGUCGCCGCCAUCGUUUCCGCUCUCUCCGUUCUGGGGCGUUCCAUUCUCUGUUUUGCCUCGCCUCGUAAGGAUCUUCCUGAUUUUUCCGCUUUUACCGUUGAAUUUGGACGAAGAAAAAUGCGUUUUUUUGAGGUUCAAAUUCUGUGGGAGCUCCUGGAAGAGUGAAAUUAUGAGAAUAAGAUAGACGGUCUAUGUGUAUGACCUUCGAAAGAAUCCAAUAAAAGAAAUGUUAAAUUCUUUUUCAAUCAAGGGUCGGAUCUGCAAGAUUGGUUUUCUCUUAAAACAGUGAAGGAGUAUAAGAUACAAAAAUUACAUUGAAGCGCAGCUUAUCUCUUAGAUCGUAUCACACACACAUUUUGGUUGGAUCACGAGCCUAUUUUUGCUGUUUCAGAGUGGAAACUUAUGUGAAAAGAUAAAUAAGGGAGCGGACUAGUGCGAUCGUAGUUAUUGUGCCUGCCCGCUUGCGCAGCCUGCGGAACGAAGAUUACCGAACUUCUCUCACCAGCAGCAGGAGUUUUGGAACCAGGCUUUUGUGAAAAGUACUAAACUUUGUGGAUAUGGCUUCUCUUUUUAUUACAAUCAGUCAAGUUCUGAGGAAUCAAGAAUUGAGGACUUUCUUCCUGCUACUGUCUAUCACUGUUAAUUAUUUUAUUUGUCGUUAUUUUCAAUCUUGUAAAUUUUGAAGUAGAGGCUUCUGAAAUUCAUUUCUUUUCCAUUUCCAAACGUGGUAUAUAUACACUGUAAAAUUUGAUAUGAUGACUCACGAGAAGGUUGUCUUAUUACAAUUUUUAAUACAAAAAAUUGAGAAUGGCUUUAUUGAA
This is a messenger RNA of Vigna radiata var. radiata (mung bean), 1564 nucleotides long. RefSeq lists its product as uncharacterized. The coding region runs from base 480 to 908 and encodes 142 amino acids. NCBI's taxonomy places the organism in Eukaryota, Viridiplantae, Streptophyta, Magnoliopsida, Fabales, Fabaceae. The transcript is spliced from 4 exons. The record is from RefSeq and is a predicted model, not a curated record.